Messenger RNA from Cornus florida, 2600 nucleotides. RefSeq lists its product as uncharacterized. The coding region runs from base 98 to 571 and encodes 157 amino acids. The record is from RefSeq and is a predicted model, not a curated record. The transcript has 2 exons. Lineage: Eukaryota; Viridiplantae; Streptophyta; Magnoliopsida; Cornales; Cornaceae.
CUCUCUCUCUCUCUCUCACUAUAUAUAAUAAUUCUCUUGUGCCAUUGCCAAUCACUUACUCCACAUAAAAAAAAAUUAAGCUCACCAUCUUCAACCAAUGGAAGCAACCUCCUUCACUCCACGUCCCACGCUGCCCCUCCGGUGCUCUCCGGCCAAGUCGCGUAGCCGGAGAAGACUUGUACCCGCAACAAGGAAGACAGUAAUUGCAAGUGUGAGAAGAUCAGGGCAUGAUUAUGGUGGUAGGCCGGUGGAUGAGAACAUGAUCAUCCUCCGGAUGCGCAUUCGGGAGGCCAAGAUGUUGGAGGGCAUCCAUUCGCCGCCUGAGAAUUGGAUGGAGUGGGAGAAACGCUACUAUGCACACUACAAUGAGGAUGUGUGUGAAGCAGUAGGGUUGUUACACUCUUUUUUGAUGGAUACAAGGCCGUGUUUGGCUUUUGGGAUGGCCGCACUUAUUUUAUUGAGCGUGAUCCUUUCAACUUCAGGACUCUUGUUCUAUGCUAUACACAUAGCCAAACAACUCUUAUCUGUGAAUCAAGGACGCCUCUUCAAAAUCAGCAUCUUUGGCUUGUAGUGUUGUACACUCUUUUAUGAAAUAUAUUCUGCGUGAAAUUUACCUUGCAAUAUCCCUUUUGUUUUUAAGUGUCAAAAAAAUGGAAUUUUAUUAUCUAUGCGCGCGGAUAUAUAUAUAUAUAUAUAUUAGUUCAUCAUCAAUUAAUAAGUCCACUGAAGGAAGGAGCAUAUUCCUGCCGCCUGAAUAAAUGCCACUUGAUGCCUUUUUACUCGAUCUGUCCAACUUCAAAAAUAUCAAACUCUUCUCCACCUCUCCCUCUCUCUGAUGAUCUCUUUCUUCGUUGAUUAACUUGUCAUGUUGGUAUGGUUUAAAUAAAAUUUUGACCUAAUUUCAGGUUUAUUUCAGUUAUGUUUUUGUAAAAAGAUAGUAUGAUUUUAACUAGGAAAAAAAAGAUAUGAUUUUAAUAUUUCAGUUAAGUUUUUCUUUAUUGUACUUUAAUUUCAUUCAUUUACUGCUGUUUGAACUUUGGAUUUGAUCUGAUUUUGUAGAAAAGAAGUAUUUGAUUUAAAAAAAUUUAAUCACAUAUUUAAUUUGUUUUCGUUCAGUAAUUGCUAUAUGAAUAAUCUUUGUUUUCCGUGGUGUUGGUUAUUGAACUUAUUGUGUGAGAGGCAAACAAUAGUAUAUCGUGAUCUAAUAGUGUGAUUUCUCAAAUAGAAAAGGGAUCCUAUCAAAUCCAAUUAGAAGGUCCGUUUCUUCUACUUAAAUUUUUCAAAAUUGAUUUCUUGAGCUGAUCUAAACUGAAAUGGGUUUUUUUUUUUUUUUUUUUUUUUUUGAAAAGUAAAUUUCAAUUAUAUAUAUAUAAAAGACAACUUACCGGCAAUAUAAUGGUAGUUAGCCCAGGCUAACUUCAAUUACAAGGCCUAUAGCCAACCCAUCAGUCCCUUACCAGCCUAUUUGGGUUUGGUGUUAUUUAAAUUGAAAUAGGUUGGUGAUUAUUUACUGAAGUAAUAUAUAAUUAUAGUAGAAUGUUCGCUGCCUUUAAUAGUGAGUUAGUGACUAUAUAAAAAUGAUUAUGGUUGUAAUUUUAUGCAAUGAGAGAAAAUGAUUUACUUGUUCAGUAGUGCCAUCAAGCAAAUUGUAAAAAUUCAUUAAAAUAGUAAUUAAUUCUCCAUUUUUUUAUUUUUUUGUUUGGCUCGGUCACUAUUAUAAGUCUUGUGUAUUAAUUUUCAGUUGAGAAGUUUUCUGUUAUUCUAGUAUUCCGAGCUAAUUAAUCUUGUGGCCAAUCUUUUGUCACUAGUUCGAAAGGUAUGAUUUCUUCUCUUUUGAGAGUUUGAGUACGUUCCUGCAAGGACAUGUUGUGGGUGCCAACAAAUAUAUUUAUCAUAUAUUUAAUUUCCAAAAAAAAUAAAAUAUAAAAAAGCAGUCGAUAGAAAACAUAUGUAGAAAAAUGAUAUAACCAAAGGAAUUUUUAUCUAACGGCAUAAUUUCUCUGUAGAAGAAGGGAGACGUUUAAACCCGGACAUGGACGAAAAGGUAUAUGUGUUUCUUUACUAUUCAAAAAAGAAAAAAAAGAAAAAAUAAAUAAAUAAAUAAAUGAUAUAGUUGGCAAACUGUGGCAGUUAUAUUUAUUUAUUGUAACUCUCCCUAUGUGUGGGUGUGUGUUAUUUUAAUAUAUUAUGACAUAUGAACAGCAGAGAAUUUGUAUAUGAUAACUGUGAUAUACAAAUUAAUUAAUCCAUGACCAUCCAUAAUUGCACCAUAUAUUAAUAGAACUGUCAAUUUGUCCUUGGAGUGCUGCCACAAUUUUCAGAAUCGAAAAAGAACUAUAGGGCUUAAAUAUAUAAUACAUACAUAGAUUUGUAUAUACUUGUAUUUAUAUAUUUAUAUGCAUGUAUAGAACUUUUGAUACUAAAAGAUAGGGGGCCGGUUGAAAGUAAAUAAUUAGAUUUUGGUGAUUAAUACAAUGUUGCUCGUUUUGGUUUCUUCAUUAUAUUUCUCACAGUCAUGUGUUCCUUCACUAUGAAAAUGUUCACUUCACCUCAAAUUAAGUAACCAAUAUUAAUUAAUCUCAAAUUAAAUUUCGAUUAAA